AUGAGUGCGAAUGUCUUCGAACACAGGCAUCAUGAAGUUAUUUUCUGGGGCACUGUUAUUCCUAGCAAGUCGAGGAGUGUGAAGAAGUAUUCCGGCCCACUUGCUAUUUCUUCUCCGAUGUGCCCCUCUGAUACUAUCCAUUCUUUGCCCGCUUUUACAGAAAAUGCUAAUGCUGCGAACGAGUAUGCCAGAUCCUUAGGGGCUCCUGGAGGCUGUUGUCGUGGGGGGUUAGCCUUGCUGGCUCUGGACCGUAAACUUACCAAUGAGACGAGCCUUGAAGAGCUUAGCCAAAAUUCGCCAGGAAUACUUGAGCUCCUGACAACCGGUGCACCAAAGGUUGAUAAAGAAAAAAGACAUCAGGCUCAUAAUCAUCUUCAAAAAGGGUAUAAGUUCAGCAAAGAACAGGCAUUUGCAUUAAUUCCUCGUGAGAGAGUUGGGCGAAGUAAAAACUCAGUAUUCUCCAAAGAAGAAGGUUUGGAAGACGAGAAAGCGGAUGUAUGUCAAGUAUCUGAUAGUAGUUCUGGGGAGACUAUUAAAGAAACAGCUCAGCGUAUUGUGAAAGAUGAUCUUAGUGAAAGAGACGUAAAAGCUAUAUCUAGAACCUUAAUAGCUCCUGAUCCUGUCGUUACCUUAUCCCAUCUUUUUAGGCUUCAAAAAGAAUUGCGAGCACUUAAUACUUCAGAAAAAAUUAUUUCUGCUACGAAGCAUCCAGAGAUUACUAGAGAGUCUAAUAAAAUUCAAAAGGAACGUAGUGAACAACGCGAAAAUGAAGGGAUUGAUUUUCUGGACCACUUUUCAUUAGAAUCGGUUAUAGAAAGACUAAAUGGGUAUGAUGUAUCUAAUAUACCCGAUAAACAGGCUCUAGCAGACGUCAUGAUCAUGCUCUGCAUUCGUCCUGCUGAAAUUCAAAACUUGCACAUUUUUAAUGGGGGUGUGACUGGAUACGUGAAAAAUAGGGGAACACAAGACAAUCCUCAGAUGUUUAAAUCACUGGAAAAGGAUGAGGAGCGGGCAAGACAAUUGUUUACAUGGAUUCAGAAAGCGAUUUCUUCCAGACAGUUAAAAGACCCUGGAAAGCCUGGUUCUGUAUACUUAAGUUCAUUUCUGAAAAAAGAUGAAUUCCUCCCCGAAAGUGGUAAACCGCUCCUCCCUAGCUCUUUAUGCAAAUUAGGUUCAGUUUUUGCUUCCGUGGUGCAUGGACCUAAGAAUUCAUCGAAGGUUAUUACUUUUGCCAGUGAAGCCCUUCGCCAUUCGCCUGACAAUCAUGCUUCUCCAUCUAAGAGAUAUACUAUUGUCAAUAUGCGGAAAAGAGGAGAACCAUAUAAUCAGGCAAGACCAUUCAGCAUCUACGAUAAAAACUAA
This is a messenger RNA of Rhizophagus irregularis DAOM 181602=DAOM 197198, 1362 nucleotides long. RefSeq lists its product as uncharacterized. Lineage: Eukaryota; Fungi; Glomeromycota; Glomeromycetes; Glomerales; Glomeraceae. The record is from RefSeq and is a predicted model, not a curated record.